ACUUCCCAGCAGUGCAAGCUCCACUGUUAAGUUGCUUGGAGGAGUUUGGAGGAACUAGAAGUGGAAACCAGGAAAAGCACAAUCCUGGGAUGACCAGAGAUCCUUCUCCCAAAGAUGGACAAGUAAAUGCAGAAAUGCAGGAAAAUAAGCAUUGGGUGUUUUCAUAAUGGCUAUGCAUACUAGUCAUGUCUUCCAUGGCCGAGAUAAUAAAUUUCUGGAAGAUCAUUGCAUGAGGAGAAACAAUGACAGACAUGCAAAGAAGCAAUUGAACCAGAAGGAUAUCAGUGGACUUGGCCCAAAUCCAGACAAUGGACUUCUGGUUACACAUGUUAACCAGACCCAGGACUUACUGAGGCUGCAAGGAGAUGAGACCCAGCCUUCAGCUUGGGAAGACUUGGAAGAUUGGCUUUCAACGCACAGUUUGAAGUUUGAGAGGCUCACCUUGGCUGACCUGAUAAGCCAGGGCACAGCCCUCCUGGAGGAGGGCAGCAAUGUCAAGAGGAAAAUGCACUUUUCCACCCAGAUCGUCCACCAAUUUGAAUCAAGGCUUUCUGAAGUUAUUGAACUCUACCAACAGAGACUCCAGUGGCUCACAGAAGACAGCAAGAAGGCAUUUGGCCUCAUCAGAGGGACCAGAGUUGGUAUCCUUAUUGAUGUGUCAGCGGUCAGCAGUGGCCCUCAGAAAGAGGAGUUCCAAAAUGACCUCAUGAGCCUAAUUGAUGAGCAGCUGAGCCACAAGGAGAAGCUGUAUGUCCUGUCCUUCGGCACCACCACCAGCACCCUUUGGCCAGACCCUGUGAAAGUCAGUGCGUCCACCCUACAGGAACUCAAGCUCUGGAUAAAGAAGCUGCACCCUGAGGGAGGCAGCAAUCUGCUGCAGGCCCUGAGGAAAAUCUUCACUCUCAAGGGGCUGACUUCACUGGUGACCAUCAUGGGAAGCUGCCCAGAUCAGCCUCCUGAAAUCCUGUCUCACUACAUCCAACAGUCCACCUUGGGAAGUGGCCUCAUCACCCACAUCAUCACCUACAAAUGCGACAAUCAGGUGCCCCCUGCUGUCCUAAAGAACCUUGCAGAAGCUCUUGGGGGCUACUACCACUGCUACAGCCAAGAGAUGGAGAUCUACACUAGCUGGGAUAUGGACCAGCUCCUGGCAGAAAUCCAGAAGGCCCAGAGCCUCCUGGACCACAUCCAAGCCCUGCGCCACAGCGCCCCCGGUGAGGAGCUAACCAGCGCCGUGAAGGAGAUUUCCCCUGACAUUGCAAAGGGACCACUCACAAGUCUCUUGCCUAAAUCCCCAAAGCAUGAGGCUGCCCUCAUAAUUGAGUUCCCAAACUUGGAAAAGACUUCUGCAGAAUGGCUACGGAUCAAUGGCCUAAAAGCCAAGAAGCUAAGCCUUUAUCAAGUUCUUGCACCCAAUGCAUUCUCUCCUGUGAAGGAAUUUGUGCCUAUUCUCCAGAAAAUGGUUUCAUCAACUAUCCAUGAGAAGGCAAUGGUACAGUUUGAAUGGCAUGACGGGACAGUGAAGAAUAUUCAUGUGGACCCUCCCUUCCUCUAUGAGUACCAGAAACGGCUUAGCAGAGCUAUGCGGAUGUAUGAGCGACGGAUCAAGUGGCUCUCUUUGGCCAGCAGAAGAAUCUGGGGUACAGUCUGUGAAAAAAGGGUGGUUAUCGUGCUUGAUACCUCUGUGACCAAUUCCAUGUACAUUAUUCAUAUCCAGCACUCCCUGCGGCUUCUGCUGGAGGAGCAACUGUCCAACAAGGACUGCUUCAACAUUAUCGCGUUUGGGAGCACCAUUGAAAGCUGGAGGCCAAAGAUGGUUGCCGUGAGCCAUGACAGCUUACAGUGUGCCUGGCGGUGGGCCCUGACACUGCAGUGUGGGGGCAGCAGGAAUGUCCUCAGCGCCCUGCGGAAGGCCGUGGAAGUGGACUUCAAGGACAAAGACAAACACCAGUCACAGGGCAUCUACCUCUUCACGGGGGGCAUCCCUGACCAGGACAUGCCCAUAAUCAGCGCCUACAUGGCUGAGGCCUGUGGGGGCUGCAAUCUCCAGCUGAACGUGUGUCUAUUCUACAUGGGCGAGCCACAGAUGGACACUGUGCCCCCUGCCUGCUAUGCCAGCAGCACCGACACGGCCACUGCCUACAGGGAGGUCACCCGGGCUGCUGGCGGCCGCUUCCACUGGUUUGGAGACACAGGUAUUUAUGAAAGUGAUGACAUCAAUGCCAUCAUGUCUGAGAUGGAAAAGGCUCUCAAUUACUCCCAAAAGUGUGCCUUACUAGUAUCCUCCCUGAAGAACCAGUCCAGAAAAGAACUGGAAAGUACAGGCCUCCUGAAAGAAAAGCCAAAGAUGCUCAAGCAAAGAAGUCAGCCCAAGAAAUUCUGUCCUUCCAAGCCCACAGCCUCUUCGGUGGCCAGAAUGAGCCUUAAAGAUGACCCUGACAGAGAGAACAGUGCACCCUCAAAAACUCUGCCGUGGCACCCACUCAGUGGUAAAGCAGUCAGCCCACCAGUUGUAGCCCAGCCAGUGAAAGAUGGGACAGCAGAACACAGGAAGACCAAGUCGAGGAAAGCAGAGACAUCUCUCUCACUGUUUUAUAUGGAGAAAGGGAAUACCGUGGGCUCGGUGUACAAGAAGUACCCUCAAGGAAGGGUCAUAAGAAGGUCUAUGUCUUCUGUUGAGUUGCCCAGAAAGGAUAUAAUUUGCUCAAGUCAAGAGUGGAUAGCAAAUUAUGGGCUAAGAAAGCUGAAGAUGCAGAUUUCCAGAUACAUCGGUCCCAUUUGUACUCAUCAAAAGUCAGCACAGAGGUUGGCAUCAGCCAAAUACUGCAGCAACUUCCCCAGCAUAGAGAUCAAUGGCAUGGUGAGACACAUUCAGUGGAUGCCCAGAGAGCUAGAAGCAUACAUCAGGUGCCUGGAGAAGGUGAUUAGACGCUACAUCCAGAGGCUGCAGUGGCUGCUGUCGGGGAGCCGCCGACUGUUUGGGGCCAUUUUGGAGAGCAAAGUGUGCAUCCUGCUGGACACGUCAGGGUCCAUGGGCCGCUACCUGCAGCAGGUGAAGACAGAGCUGAUUCUGCUGAUUUGGGAGCAGCUGCGGAAGCACUGUGACAGUUUUAACCUGCUCAGCUUUGCAGAGGGCCUACAACCAUGGCAAGACACCCUGGUGGAGACCACAGAUGCAGCAUGUCACGAGGCUAUGCAAUGGGUGACCCACCUUCACGCUCAGGGGAGCACCUCAGUCUUACAGGCACUGCUGAAAGCUUUCAGUUUUCCCCAUGUGGAAGGAGUGUACCUUCUGACUGACGGGAAGCCGGAUACCAGCUGCAGCCUUAUUCUAAGUGAGGUCAAAAGAGUCAUGGAGGAAAGAGACGUGAAAGUGCACACCAUUUCCCUGAACGGCAGCGGCAGGGCAGCGGUUAGCUUCCUGAGAAAUCUGGCCUCCCUCACAGGGGGCCGCUACCACUGCCCCGUUGGUGAGGACACACUCUUCAAAAUUCAUGGCCUCUUGACCAAAGACUUCGUGGAUGAAAGGGAUCCCAUGCUGCCAGGAUUUGAAGGAGAUGAUUUGAGGAGAUUGGCCCAGGAGAUUGCCAAGGCCAGGAGCUUCCUCUGUCAGGCCAAGGCCUUCAGGUCCCAACUCCAGAAAAAGAAAAACAGUGCAGAACCAGAAGUUGCUCUUUUUUAGAGACUUGUUUUCAAGGUGACUCAUGCUCAUCCCUCAAGGACAGCUCUUUGAGGCAUCAGCUCCAUUGUGAAGAUGUCCCUGGAAGCCAUCAAGAGCUGGGAGCUCCAGCCUUCCUGCCACAGUGUCCUGACCAAACAUCGCUCUUUACAGAGGUGACACUUAUGACACAGGUCAUGCUCCUUGCUCCCUUGUCAACUCCUCUUCUUGACUGUGAGCUCCCUCAGGAUGAAGCUGGUGUCCUACCCAUCUCUCAGUGCUGAGAACCCGCCACCUGGCAAACACGCAGUAAACACUGGGCAUCCAGCUUGGCUGUGGGAGCCCACCUGUAGAAAAUAACCAUAUGGGGUUGUUUCUGCCCUGGGCCCCUUGCUCUGUGCUUCCCACCCACCCUGGUCCAUGGGGACAAUGGGCAUUCAAUACAUUUUGCAGGGAAGAGGAAACAGGUGAAUCUUACUGCCAUUCCCCUGCCCCUGGCUCAACCAAACUGAGCUGAAGUCUGCUCUGGAGCCCAGUCCAGAGAAUGCUCGGGUCAAGCAUGUGAAAAUAGGGGGCCCAGCAUACAUAUGAAAAUGUAUGUGUCCUGUAUCAUGUGGUCUGGGGUCAUUUUCUAAGACAAGAGAAAAAUUGCUUUUAUUUAAUAGGAUCAAAAUAACUUUUAAUCUAAAGUGAUCAUUGGUGUCUGUGUGUGUAUGUGUAAAUUUUUGAUAAGAUAAAAAGACUCUAGAAUUUUAAAAAAGGGACGAAAGACUCAGGUAUAAAUGGACAAUCGGUAUAUGAAAAGGUGUUCAACAGCCCUACCCACCAGUGAAAUUCAAGUUAAAAUCACAAUGAGAUACCACUACACACCCACCAGAGUGGCUGAAAAUAAAAAGACUGAAAAUAUCAAGAUACAGAGCAGUUGGAAUUCUCAUGCAUUGCUGGGGUGAGGGAGGGGCCAUGUCAAUUAGUUCAACCACUUUGGAAAACUGUGUGGCAAUUUCUACCACAGUGAAACAUACCCACUCUAUGACCAAGCAAUUCUACUCCAAGGGAAACAAGUACAUAAGUUCCACAAAACACUCAGACGUUUAUAGCAGAUUUAUUCAUAAGAGCCAAAAAUUGGAAACUACCUAAAUGUCCAUUAAUGGUAGAAUGGACAAACUGAUACAUUUGUACAGAGGAAUACUACACACAUAUUUUUUUAAUGAGCUGAAGCUAUAUUCAACAAGAUGCAUCAGUCUUAUGAAUAAUAUUGGGCAAAAGAAAUCAGCCACAGAAGAAUACAUACUAUGUAAUUCCGUAUAUGUGAAUUUCAAGAACAGGCAAAACUACUGUUGGUGACAGAAGCCAGAAUAUUGGUCAAUAUUCUAUAUCUUGAUUUGGGUGGUGGCUACACUGGUAUACACAUAAGGAAAAAAUCAUCAAGUCCAAAAAAAAAAAACUGUUUGACAAGUUCUAAGGCUUGACAAGCCCUGACUUUGGCCAGGCUGCAUGCUGGGACCAGGGAGGCAGCAGUGACCACAGUACCUCCACAGGGCAUCUCAGUCUGGUCACUGUCUCAGACAGUUGCCCUUCUGCACCACCUCUACAAACACAGAGAAAAUGGCCUGUGGGGGCCAUAUUGCUUUGCUAGGGCUAUUGUAAUAAAGUACCAUAAACUGAGUGGCUGGAACAAAAGAAAUUUAUUGUCUUCAGUUCAGGAGGCUAGAGUCUGAGAAGAAGAUACCAGCAGGGCCAUGCCCCCUCGGAAGGAGCUAGAAAGGAUCUGUUCACGGACUCUCUACUGGCUUCUAGUAGUUGCUUGGCUGUGGAAGCAAAACUCCGG
Messenger RNA from Manis javanica (Malayan pangolin), 5486 nucleotides. RefSeq names its product von Willebrand factor A domain containing 3A (gene VWA3A). The record is from RefSeq and is a predicted model, not a curated record. Lineage: Eukaryota; Metazoa; Chordata; Mammalia; Pholidota; Manidae.